Durusdinium trenchii is the source of this 531-nucleotide messenger RNA. The record is from the annotation of a GenBank genome assembly. NCBI's taxonomy places the organism in Eukaryota, Dinophyceae, Suessiales, Symbiodiniaceae.
AUGGCCAACAGCGACGAUGUGCUCUUCCGCUUCAUUCUCCAGUGGUCUUUGGCAAUCGAUGGACUCGCCCGAUGGUUGGAAGAAGUGGUAAUCCCUUCUCUCUUGCGGUGCUCAGCUUGUUGGAGCUAUUCUUGCGAUGCCAGCGCUGUGCUGCGAGGCACUCGGCUUGGCACUGAUGGCACCGGAGGGCUUGGCCGAGUAGUUGAUGUGCAGUGGUCAUUCAAAAGAGGGCCUCAGGAAAACCUCGAUUUUCUUCUGUCCAGAAUCAAUGCGCGGUCAGAGGCCACUGGCCAUCCAUCAGUGGUCGCGGUCUUCGGCUUCGGAGCAAACAUAGGGGAUAACCAAUUGCACUUCGGGUUGGCUCGGCCCAGCGAAGUCUCAGGACUGGGUGGGUGCUAUGAUUGGCGGACCACUCCGCAGCUAUCACCUCUGGCACACAAAUACCUGCACGACUUCAGUUGGUGUGUCAUGGACCGAAGCCGGGUCUCCAAGGGUUUUGCCUUCACCAUGGCAAUCGCCGACGGGACCUGA